AUGCUGCUGCCGGUGCUGAGCUGGCUGUACUCCGCCCUGCUAGUCGCGGUCUGCGGCGGAGCUCUGCCGGAGGCGGAGGUCAAAAUCAAAGUUCUGCACAAACCUUUCCUGUGUCAUCGCAAGACCAAGUAUGGAGACAUGCUGCUGGUGCACCAUAAAGGCUACUUCGAGAAUGGGACAAAGUUCCACGACAGGUAUCGUGGGAAUCCCGCUGAUGGUGACAAACUGGCAAUGUGGUUCACUUUGGGCAUCAUGGAGGUCAUCAAAGGCUGGGAUAAAGGCCUUCAGGACAUGUGUGCAGGAGAGAAGAGGAGAUUGGUUAUACCUCCAGCUUUAGCCUUUGGAAAAGAAGGCAGUGGUAAAAUUCCUCCCGAGAGCACCUUGACGUUCAUCAUCGAGCUGCUUGAGAUCAGAAAUGGUCCGAGGUCGCACGAGUCCUUCCAGGAAAUGGACCUCAAUGACGACUGGAUGCUUUCCAAAUCUGAGGUAAGCCAAUACUUGAAGAAGGAGUUUCAGAAUCACGGGUACCCUCCCAAUGACACCUUGCACGAGAACAUGGUCAAAGACAUUUUUGAAAGAGAAGACAAGAAUAAAGAUGGAUUGAUAUCCUCCAGGGAAUUUACUUACAAACAUGAUGAACUUUGA
Nerophis lumbriciformis (worm pipefish) is the source of this 645-nucleotide messenger RNA. NCBI's taxonomy places the organism in Eukaryota, Metazoa, Chordata, Actinopteri, Syngnathiformes, Syngnathidae. The record is from RefSeq and is a predicted model, not a curated record.